Molecule: messenger RNA, 1209 nt
Organism: Helianthus annuus (common sunflower)
Lineage: Eukaryota; Viridiplantae; Streptophyta; Magnoliopsida; Asterales; Asteraceae
Exons: 3
Coding region: 1-1209 (402 amino acids)
Molecular function (GO): zinc ion binding; nucleic acid binding
Source: RefSeq, a predicted model, not a curated record
AUGAGAGGAUUUAAGAUGAUUGGAAGACCACUGCUGGGUGUGGAUGGUUGUUUCCUGAAAGGUCCAUUUCCUGGACAGAUCUUGAGUGCUGUUGGUAUUGAUGGGAACAAUAGCAUAUAUCCAGUUUGUUACGCCCUUGGUGAGGCAGCAACAACACAAACCUGGAAAUGGUUUUUGCAACUGUUGAGAGAUGACCUAGGGUGUACGGCUGACUCUUGUUUCACCUUCAUCAGUGACAGACAAAAGGGUCUGAUUCCUGCUAUGCUAGCUGUUUUUCCUAAUGGUGAGCACAGAUUUUGUUUGAGGCGCAUCCAUGAGAACAUGAAAUCCAAGUCGCGUGGAGAUCUUUACAAGAAUUUGCUUUGGUCAGCCGGAAGGAAGACAUCUAUUCCAUACUUUAACAAAGCUAUGGAAGAAAUUAAGACAACAGAACGAGCUAUGUAUGACUGGCUGAAUGAGAUCCCAUACACCGCUUGGUCAAGAGCAUAUUUUUCUGGAAGAGCUAAAUGUGAUAUGUUGCUGAACAACAUAUGUGAAGUUUUUAACAGACAAAUCGUAGGAGUAAGGGACAAGCCGAUUAUCACAUGCCUAGAAUUCAUUCGGGAGUACAUGACCAAGAGGAUAGUGGAUGUGAAGAAAUUGCAAGAAAAGUGUAUGGGGCCACUGACACCUCAUGCCAUUGAGGUCUUCGAUGAGAUCAAGAAACAGGCUGCUGAAAUGUGUGUUUUAAUGGUUGAUUCAGACAAGAAGUGGGAUUUGACAGGGAUGCCUUGCAAACAUGCAGUUGCAGCCAUAUGGGAUAUGUCAAGGAAUAGCAUUGAUGCUGGCAUACCAGAAGAGUGGGUGGAUGAUGUGUAUUGGCUGUCAACAUGGAAGAAAGUCUAUGACAAUGUGAUAGAGCCAAUCAACGGGCUGGAGAUGUGGACUCCUUCAGAGUGUCCAACAACACUUAUCCCACCAAAGCAUCAUACACAAGUUGGAAUGCCAAAGAAGAAAAGAAAGAAGGCAUUUGGUGAAAAAGAGCUUGAGAAGGAGUUCGACAAAGGAUGUAAAAUGACCAGAAAGGGAACUACCAUCAAGUGUGGUAAAUGUGGUAACACGGGUCACAAUGUCAGGAGCUGCAAAGGACAAGGGGGUGAACAAUCCACUGCUUCACAGGAAUCACACACUGCCACUCAAGGUGCACCAGUUUACAAUCUUGAUGAGUGA